Molecule: messenger RNA, 1739 nt
Organism: Pistacia vera
Lineage: Eukaryota; Viridiplantae; Streptophyta; Magnoliopsida; Sapindales; Anacardiaceae
Product: putative UDP-rhamnose:rhamnosyltransferase 1
Exons: 1
Coding region: 146-1549 (467 amino acids)
Molecular function (GO): UDP-glycosyltransferase activity
Source: RefSeq, a predicted model, not a curated record
ACUAGCAUGGGACCUUGCAGUAGCUGGUGUGCUUCGUACAAACUCUGGAUCCUUCUUUUAAAUAUCUUAUUUUCCAUAGUAUCUGCAUUACCACAUAAUACAACCAACAAGGGUCACAAAAACGCCUGUAAUUUGAUUGAUAGCCAUGGCGGCUACUGCUAAAUCGCUUCAGAUUGUUAUGUUUCCAUGGCUAGCCUUUGGUCACAUGAUUCCAUACUUUGAACUUGCCAAACGCAUCGCUCAAAAGGGUCACAGAAUCUCUUUCAUUUCAACUCCCAGAAACAUCCAACGCCUUCCCAAAAUCCCUCCGAAUUUAUCUUCCUUGAUGAAUUUUGUGAGCCUCGCUUUACCCCGUCAGGAUAAUCUUCCACAAGACGCAGAGGCCACUAAUGAUUUGCCACUUCACAAAAUCCCAUAUCUUAAAAUUGCCUACGAUAAUCUCCAAGAUUCCUUGGCUGAAUUUUUACAAAAAUCAACUCCAGAUUGGAUUAUUUACGACGCUAUGCCUUACUGGUUACCACCCAUAACAGCCAAGCUUGGAAUCUCCAGCGUCUUCUUCAGCAUCUUCCAGGCUUGGACCAUCUGUUACGGUGGACCAUCAUCGUCUGCCAUGAUCAACGGCAAGGAUCCACGGACUAAGCCGCAAGAUUUCACGGUUCCUCCGAAGUGGGUAUCGUUUGAUACCAGAGUUGCGUAUCGGCUUUACGAGGCGAAAAAAUUUUUUGGUCACUUUGAGAUGAACGAUUCGGGAGUCACAGAUAUCGUUCGUGUGGGGACGGUAAUGGCGGGUUGUGAUGUGAUAGCUGUAAGAAGCUGCAUGGAGAUUGAAUCAGAGUGGAUAUACCUCGUGGGAGAGCUUCAUGGUAAACCAGUUCUUCCUAUAGGGCUGUUGCCACCCACAGCUCACGAUAGCAGAGACGCUAAUGAAGAUAGCACCUGGCUUACAAUUAGCGAGUGGUUAGGGAAACGGGGGAGAAAGACGGUUAUUUAUGUUGCCUUUGGAAGCGAGUUGAAUUUGAGUCAAAAUGAGUUGACUGAGUUGGCUUUGGGGCUCGAGUUAUCCGGAUUACCUUUCUUUUGGGCGCUGAGAAAUCGGGAUGAAACGAUAGUUCUUCCAGAUGGGUUCGAGGAAAGAGUGAAGGGAAGAGGAGUGGUCUGGACGAGUUGGGCACCUCAGCUCAGGAUAUUAGCUCAUGAAUCGGUGGGAGCAUUCUUGACUCACUGUGGAUUUAGUUCAAUUACAGAGUCGCUUUACUUUGGGCAUCCAUUGGUUUUGCUACCUUUCUCCAUGGACCAAGGGUUGAUUGCUAGAGUGUUUGCCGAGAAGAAGGCGGGGAUAGAGAUAGCGAGAAAUGAGGAAGAUGGAGCAUAUACACGGAAGUCGGUGGCGGAGGCGUUGAAGUUGGUGAUAGUUGAAGAAGAAGGAAGAAUUUACAGAGAGAAAGCAAAGGAAUUGGGGGUUUUAUUUGCAGAUGAAGAACUUCACGAUCAGUACGUUCACAAAUUUGUUGAGUUUCUGCAGAAUCAUAGACAAGUUUCUGAUCAAUGAAGAUGAAGAUCAUCAUGUAUUGUUGGCAUUAUGAAAUAUGUCAAAAUUAGCGUCUCGUGAUUUUGUGAAAGAUAUUACUUCUGGAUUUUUUAUUGUUUAUUUUAACACUUGAAAUGUCGACCACCAGAUAAUGCAUGUUCUCUGACAUAGAAGUCUCGUUCGAACUAUGUCUCACUGCGUCCAGGCUCUA